Messenger RNA from Symbiodinium sp. CCMP2592, 3237 nucleotides. The record is from the annotation of a GenBank genome assembly. NCBI's taxonomy places the organism in Eukaryota, Dinophyceae, Suessiales, Symbiodiniaceae.
AUGGAGCUCGUGGCUUUGACCGUGGUAGGGCUCAGGCCUAGAGGAUUACCGCUUGUCUUCGUGGACAAAAAGGCAUUCGCGGAGAUUGAAACCCGGGCUCGAACACAGCACAGCUAUAGCCUCUUGGAACAGCAAACGGCCCGACACACUUUCCCAAACCGUCGAAAUCCCGUUCAGGACGAUACCCAUGAAGUGCUACUGGAGUGUGCAAAGGACGACUCGUGCUAUGGUCAUUCACGCUUGGCAUCGGACUACACACUACUGGACCAUGGCCCCUGUUUCGUCCCCAACACCAAGUACAUGCCAGCCAACAUGCCCAAUCAGGAUCGCACCGUUGAGGAGAAUGUUCUCCACUGCCAGUCGCGCUGUGCUAAGACGGCUGGCUGCGCUCACUUCACGUAUUGGCCGAACCGUGGCUGCCACCUUCAGAGCAUGGAGGCUCGGCCUGAGUUUGCCUCCCGGGUCACCGCUGGUCCUCCAGACUGCCAAGAAGGCGUUAGAAUGAAGACCUGCUUCCACGAAAACACCAAGUUCGAGCCGGUGAACAUGCCAGGACAGCGGCGCACGCAGGUGGGCUCGGUCUUGGAAUGCCAACAGCGCUGCCGCCAGACGGAAGGUUGCGAGCACUUCUCCUUGUGGCCCGACGGUGGCUGUCACAUUCAGGAUGCCAGUGCCUCCGAGGUUACGGCACGGCACAUCAUCUCCGGGCCUCGUAACUGCAUGAAGUCCUUCCCGACGAGGCUGCUGUUUGAUGAAACCGCCCUGGCUCACCUCGAAGAUGAGGAGACGGCCGACGACGACGACGGCGACGGCGAGAAGACAUUGGACGAGCCAGAAAGCGAUGUUCUCGGCGUCGCCAGCAGCGACCCUGAGAGCGACCUGGUGCCACAGCCUCGGGCAGUUGCUUUGAUCCUUGCGGCUUCGCAGUACGUCGUGGAGGGCUUCUUGGAGGCAGAGGACUUCGAGCGGGAGGUCCACGGCUGCAACAUCACCACCGUGAAGGAGGCAGAGUUUGAGCAACUCCGGCAGAUGAUCAAGUUUCUGCGCAGGGAGGAGCUCUGUCCAUCGGAUGAGCCACACCACCCCAAGGUCCCGGACCCGCUAAGCACUGAUUGUUUGGUGCCGGACGGCCCCUGGGAGCAACGAGUGCUGUCGCGGAUGGCCGUCAUCCAGCGGAUCAAGCUUGAGAAGGAGGGCGCCCCAUCCUUGCAGGAAUGUCACUGUCCCGAGCCUGCUAGCGAGCUGCUGACCACUUCGAAGCUCCUGGAAGUGGUGGAGAAUCAGGACAUCGCGCGAAGCCCUUUGAUGAUGCGCGACGCGGCAAGGCAGGUCUGCACGGAGAAAGGCCAAGACAGCGGCGUCAGCCUUGCGGUGGUGUUCAACAACGCUUGCUCUGUUGGGAAACGCGGCUACUGCUGCGAGGCCCGCGACCUCCGUUGGUCUGCUGCGCCGCUGAGGCUGCGAGGCGAUGAGCUCGCAGAGGAGAGCCUGGUCCACCUCAUGGGCCUUGCGGAAAGCCUCCGGUCCGACAGCGAGAAGAUCUACUGGAAGUUCUUGCGAAAGCUGGAGGACUGGAAAUGGCUCUCCAACGAGCAGAAGGUGAUGUUUUACAAGCUGUACAUCAUCUACUAUCAUCACGUGCGCUUGGCCAUCGAACGUCAGCAGUAUUGCAUGCUGAAUCCCGAGGACCUCACAUCCUGUGAGGACCCGAUGAACCUCUACUUCUCCAUCAAGGUGGUCCGGAACGAAAUUCUGCAGUCACAUCGUGCCCUCUUCGAGUACGGAAGUUGUCUGCAGUUCGGCACCCGAACGAUUGCUGCCACGGUUCGCGGGAGGCCCGUGGCUGCCAAAGUGCGAGGCAUUGCCGGCAUUCUCUUUCGAAGAGCCGUUCAUAUCCUGGGCACAGGGCAAAUCCAACGCCGAGUGCACAGAGCGGCCCUCCAGCUUGCCCGCUCCGCGUGGACGCACCGCUUCGAGCUCAUCCUGGUCAGUCUCGUCCUUGGUGCCGGCCAGCCGCUUAUGCAGGCACUCACAGCAACCGGUGUGUCAACCGGAGCUGCAACGAGUUGGACCCUCAUUCUGGAGCAGUUUAUGCGAAACAUGUUCGUCCACGUCGGCUGCCCGAUCCUUUCUUCCCCGCUUCUUAUGGCCAUGUUGCUCCGCUGGUCGAUGAACAGGAUCGUGCUGACGGAGUUCUUCAUCGAACACGCGGUGCAGCCUUUGUGGGAGAUGGCGAAGAAAGCCUUGGGGCCGGUGGCCACGUUCCUGCAGAUCAACAAGGAAAUCUUCCGGACCUCGGCGGAUGUUCUGAAGACAAUUAUGCGGGCUGUUCGAUUGAGACAAGAUCCAGCUCAGAGCAUCGAGACCAACUCGACCUCAGAUGAUAGGCAAUCGUGGAUAGAAGCCGCACGGGAGUUCCAUGCUACAGCUGCUGCUGACGUCUUUUACGCCUUCCUCUCCGUGACCUUUGGCGCUGCCUGGCGGGCCUUGGCAACAGCAGCUUGCACGGUGGCGAAGCUGGCUUUGCCGGUGGUGAACGGCGCGGAGGCUGGAAUCAACGCCGCCGCCGGUUACACUGCCACGGCGUGGCAGCGACUGGCCACCGCUGUCUCAGGGCUGCUGAAGAAGGGAACGAACGACGUGAGCCUUCCUUUCGUAAAGUCCAUGGCCGCUGAGGAUGCCAAGGUAAAGGAUGCUGCGAAGAACAUUCCAAGCAAGACCCUGGCUGUGGUUCACACGCUUCUGGGAAAAGGCUCCUUGACCAUGGCCACAAGCAUUGACAAGUCCCUGGACCUCUUCGCCAAAGUGCUGGACAUGAUCGGCCAGAGCACCAUCUUCGUCUACGGCCUCUCCAGUGCCCUGUCCUUCGCUGUGCUGCGUGUCUGGCAGCCCGGGCAGGGGGAUUUCAGCAGCGACCAGCUGAUGGCUACUUCCCUCAGCGCGAAGCUGGACGAGGUCAACGCAGAUGCUUGUCGGGGCAAGAAGCCAGGUUCUUCCUGCGUGUUCCUGCAGUUUGCCGGCUUCAGUAAUGAGACCGUGGCCCACGGGGUUUGCUGCCGCGGUACCUGUGACGUUGAGCCCUGCACUGCCGGUGCGGAAGAGGUUGCAGCUGAACAAGAGUUCGCCGUGCAGAACGUGUCACUUGGUCACCUGCGCCGCCAAUCCAAGUUCCUGUACGGCUUCAUCAAUCUUGCGCGAAAGUCCUACGGUGGCUUCUGCAGAGACCUGGACGAGUAG